Pseudonaja textilis is the source of this 4134-nucleotide messenger RNA. It is a transcript of the gene PPP1CB, whose product is annotated as protein phosphatase 1 catalytic subunit beta. Gene Ontology annotation, biological process: regulation of circadian rhythm; circadian regulation of gene expression. NCBI's taxonomy places the organism in Eukaryota, Metazoa, Chordata, Lepidosauria, Squamata, Elapidae. Gene Ontology annotation, molecular function: protein serine/threonine phosphatase activity. Gene Ontology annotation, cellular component: cytoplasm; nucleus. The record is from RefSeq and is a predicted model, not a curated record.
UGUGGAAAGGAACGAAAGGCGCUUGCGCGGAGAGGCCUAAAACCAGGCAGGAGAGCGGGGAGGAGGAGCGGCGGUAUCGCUUUCGUCUCCUUCUUUCCUCCCUCCUCCCUGCUCAGCGGCGCUAGGGAAAGAGAAAGUAGGACGGGGGUCCCCGUUGGGCUGGGCGCUUUCGGGGGCUGCGCUUGGAAGGGCUGGAGCCGCGGCCGGGAGGGAGGGAUCUGAGAAGGAGCUGUUGCUUUCGCCGACGCCGCCUCGGUGAAGCGCCUUCUGUGUUGACGCCCGGGACGAGUCCAUUGGUUACAAAAUGGCGGACGGGGAGCUGAAUGUGGACAGUCUUAUCACCAGGCUUCUAGAAGUGCGAGGAUGUCGCCCUGGAAAGAUCGUGCAGAUGACAGAAGCUGAAGUUCGCGGUUUGUGUAUAAAAUCACGAGAAAUUUUUCUUAGCCAGCCCAUUCUCUUGGAGCUAGAGGCACCACUGAAGAUCUGUGGUGACAUUCAUGGCCAGUAUACAGAUUUACUUCGAUUAUUUGAAUAUGGAGGAUUUCCACCAGAAGCCAACUAUCUUUUUCUGGGAGAUUAUGUGGACAGAGGCAAACAAUCCUUGGAAACUAUCUGCUUGUUACUUGCGUAUAAAAUAAAAUAUCCUGAGAAUUUUUUUCUCUUGAGAGGAAAUCAUGAGUGUGCUAGUAUAAAUCGCAUCUACGGAUUCUAUGAUGAAUGUAAACGAAGAUUUAAUAUCAAACUCUGGAAGACAUUUACAGACUGCUUUAAUUGUUUGCCUAUUGCAGCGAUAGUAGAUGAAAAGAUUUUCUGCUGCCACGGAGGAUUGUCACCAGAUCUGCAGUCAAUGGAACAGAUCCGAAGAAUUAUGAGACCCACAGAUGUUCCUGACACAGGCUUGCUCUGUGAUCUGUUGUGGUCCGAUCCUGACAAGGAUGUGCAAGGCUGGGGUGAAAAUGACCGUGGAGUUUCCUUUACUUUUGGAGCUGAUGUGGUCAGCAAAUUCUUGAACAGACAUGAUUUGGAUUUGAUUUGUCGAGCUCAUCAGGUGGUUGAAGAUGGCUAUGAAUUCUUUGCUAAACGACAGCUGGUUACUCUAUUUUCUGCUCCUAAUUACUGUGGAGAGUUUGACAAUGCUGGUGGCAUGAUGAGUGUGGAUGAAACUUUAAUGUGCUCUUUUCAGAUUCUGAAACCUUCUGAAAAGAAAGCGAAGUACCAGUAUGGUGGCCUAAACUCUGGACGUCCAGUCACUCCACCUCGCACAGCUAAUCCACCGAAGAAGAGGUGAAGAAAGGAAUACAGUAGAAAAUCAUCAGAUCUGUAAAGGACAAAACACCAUAUAUACAGUAUAUAAUAAGUGUGCACUGUAAAACCAUCCAGCCAUUUGACAACCUUUAUGAUGUCACAUCUUUAACUUAAAGAGACGGGUAAAGGAUCCUUAAUAUUUUCUAGUUGACAGAUGUGCAACACUGUAUUGUAAUAAGUAUACACCAAGUUCCAGUAAUCAACAUAAAGUAAAUCAGAUCUAAACAAAUUAUUUUGGUUGCAUACAUGUCAGUUUUAAAGUUGACCAACAUCCCAAUUUAAGCUUAAUGUAAUAGUUAAAUCAGAUGAGAGCAUGAUGUUUCAUUUGUGUAAUGUGGUCUUACUGUUGCUUGAUUGCUUUUAUUUCUAUUUUGUAGCUAGAAUGAUGGCAAGGUAUCUUAGUAAUGUUCCCUGGCUAAAAAUGAACUGUGGAAGAGAUUUGAAUAGCCAGCUGUUGGUGUUCUUUCUCUUCCAGUAAUCUUGCUGACUAAGUAUUUGCCCCUCUUAAUAGGAGUCUGGUGAUUAAAGACAAACCAAGCUCAAGCUAGUUCCUACAGUAAUGUUCCUUUUCCAAAGAGACUAGAAAUCAGUGUUUUUUCAUGAAACAAAACUUGUUACUUAGUCUGCCACUUCGUGCACUGCACCAUUUUAAACUAACAUUAUACUCACAAGAACACUUCAUUCAACUAAAAUAGGUCAAAAGUUGUAUUUCUUCUUUGUUGGUCAUGGAAUAUCUUGCAUUAGAUUUUAUUAGCAUGAAACAUUUUUCAGCAUGCUUAGUUUCUUGAUAAUGCCAUUCUUGCAUUAAAGUGCAUUCUGCAUUUCUCAGAAGACGUGAAGAUUCUUCUCUGACAGGCCUUAGAAGUGCUAUUUCCUUUUCUUCCCUGCCAACACUCCAGGAGGGUUUAUUUAAAUGUAUAUUGAUAAGUAAGCAGUAUGGUAACUAAGGCUAAUGGUGGUUGAACUGCCUAAUAUAUCUACAUGAUUGUAAGGCUUAUGUCACAAAGAAUGAUAUCUUCUGGAUUUUCAUGAUCAAAAUUCAUAUUCAUGUAGAGAUUUCUGCUUUGUAGUGUACGUAUAGUAGCAAUAAUUUCUGUACAUGAUCAAGAGUUGAUGCAGUAUUUCUUUUCCUGCUUUCCUUUUUUAAGGAUUCAUAUUAAUGAUAAGUGUAAGGUCAUGUGUAAAGUUUGUAAGAUAAUAAAAAUUGAAAGACAAAGAUUUCAUUGAAUAGGAUUACAAACUUUUACUGGACACUGACAAACUUGCAAGAUUUAAGAGAUAAGGUUACAAUUUGUACCAUUCUGUGUGCAACAAUAAAUGUAAAACUUUAAUUUUGCGUUUGCAAACAUUACACUGAGGAUUUGAAACUUGCAUUUUAUAAAUCGCACGUAUUAUGCAAGUAAUUUCUGCUAAGUGAAGUUCUUUAAAUUUAAGCCUCAUUUCUAAUUCCAUUUUGUUUUAAACAUUAAAUGUUUUUUUUUUCAUUUAGUAAAGUUGUUUAAUUCAUUUGAAGUCUGACUGUUUAUUUCAAUCCUUUAAAAAAAAUUCUUUAGCUCUUAAUGACAUGCAUUAAUUGCUAUGUGGGUAAAAGGUUGAUACUAAUGCUAAUAUAAACAUUCAAUAAGGGUAUUUAAAAACUGUUAUUUUCCUGUUUUAAAAUCACAGAACUAGGUAAUAAGAAUGGUGCAGUGCCAAGUAACUGAACAAAUGUCACUUCCAGAACAAUGACUGAUUUUCAGUUACAGUUAUCCAGCACAGUGAUAAAAAGUUCUCAUCUGACUGCAGAAAUGUGAACUUGAGUCAUUAACUGGAUGACAAAUUCAUGCCAAUAACAACAUUAGGAAUUGAGAAAAUGGAAACAAAGCUUAGCUUGCUGGUCAAACAAUGAUCCUUUUUUUUUUACAGGUGAACUCUUAUUUAAUGUUUUAGAACAUUAAUUUGUACAGUUGAGUUUAACUUUGUUUUAAAAAAAAUGCUGUUACAUAACUGCCCAUUUAAGCAUGGAAAACCUUAUUGAAAGAUGGUAACUUUUUACUUAUCAGUACCCUGUAACUGAUAUCUCCCUUGUCAUUUCUUAACAUCUGGUAACAGUACGAUUCUAGUUAUCUUUGCAACAAAUAAUAUAAUCACUAAAAUCACCACUUACCAUCUUUUUCUUACAAACAUUAUUUCUGAAAGAAUUUAUUGCAAGCAUUUAAGGCAGAUCAUGUUCAGUCCUUAGAACUGGUCAAUGAAUAUGAAAUCCCCAUUGAUAUAUGAGCUUUGGCAUACCAUAAGUUUACUUUGAAGAUCAGUAAUGUGUCAUUUGCAGUUCCUUAAAAAAUAUUUUGGCCAUGGGUGCAUAUCCUUUCUGUAUAACCAGAAUGGAAGCUGUAAUGUAUUAAGCAUGAUUUUAAACAUUAUUUUAUUGUCUUGUCUUCCCACGUCUUUUCAUUCACUGCUUGCAUAAAAGGAACACAGUUCCUUUUUCUGCAAUCUUUCUGUAAAGUUGGUGUCACUUUCUAGUAGCAUUUUUCCACAGUUUUAUUUCUAAGCUUCUACUUAAUUGUGUGGCGUUUUCUUUCCUGCCAUUGUUCCAUCAAACUGUCAUAUAAGCAAUUUGCUUAAAGACAAUCUUGUGCAAUGUGGAUGGACUGCUAGAAGAUUUCGAUAUGAAAGUAGUUCACAGGAUAGUUUUUGAACAAAUGUAUAAAAGACUUUUUUCCACGUGUGAAUGGACAUUGUUUAAAACCCAUCUUGUGGAUGCAAAAUAUCAUAUCCAAGCUGGUUGUGUCCUGCCAACUUGGAGGAAUAUUGAGUUUUAGGAAUAAAUACAACUAAACCUCUUGA